Siniperca chuatsi (mandarin fish) is the source of this 396-nucleotide messenger RNA. Its product is annotated as complement C1q-like protein 4. The transcript is spliced from 2 exons. Gene Ontology annotation, molecular function: protein binding. Lineage: Eukaryota; Metazoa; Chordata; Actinopteri; Centrarchiformes; Sinipercidae. The record is from RefSeq and is a predicted model, not a curated record. The coding region runs from base 1 to 396 and encodes 131 amino acids.
AUGUUCACUGCAGUGGCAGAUCACGGUGGGGAGUAUGGACCCUUCUCGACAGACAGAACUCUGAUUUUCAACAGAGUGAUUACAAACAAUGGUGAUGCCUACAAUUCCACUUCAGGUAUCUUUGUUGCACCUUAUGCAGCUGUUUAUUAUUUUACCUUCUUCUAUCAUGCUGGAGGAGCACGUAAAUCAGCGCUGUCACUGAUCAAGAGCAACAACGUCAUUGUCACGACAUCUGAUGACAGUGCAGGCUCUGACACAGAUAAUAAUGCAGGAAACGCAGCAUUCCUGCACCUGAAAGCAGGAGAAGAGGUGUCUGUGCGUCUGCCUGCAAAUUCUCGUGUUUGGGCAGCCGGCAGCACUACCUCCUUCAGUGGUUUUCUGGUCACUCAACUGUGA